AUCAACUACAAAUACAAUUAAUAUAUUUAUUUAUUUAUUUAUUUGUUUAAAAAAAUGACAGAUCGUCCUUAUCAUUAUUUCUGGAUUAACAGAGCCCACAAUCCUCACCCAAGAGAAUUUAUUGGUGGUUAUCAUACUGGUGCAGUUUGUGAACAUAACCACAAAGGAAAAUUAGUUCCAAUGAAGAAACAUAUGUUAUUAAAAGACUAUCGUGGUACAAAAGACCCAAGAGAAUAUAGAAACACUUUGUAUGAUAAUCCAAGCCUUCAUUUACUUGGUUAUCAUGAAAGAAAAUACCUAUUAAAAGGUAGAGAAUACUUUGUUCCAACCUAUUAUGAAAAACCAUAUUACAUUGAUCAAAUUACAAUUCAUGAUACCAUUACCCGUUCAGAUCUUACUAGAAGAAAUAUUAUGAAUGCCCAUGUAUUGGCCCAUAGAUUGGAUGAUAGAGGCAAAUACUCUUACAGAGAUGAACCACUAUAUGCCGAUAAAAUGAAGAAAGAGGCAAUUAAAGUUAGUGUUAAUCAAAAGAAGAAUGAUUACAUGGCCAAGAAAUCAGCCAUUGAAAAAGAAGGUGAACUUAGAGCUAUUGAUAGAAAUGCUUCCCUUAAGACUAAACCAGUUAAUGGUCCAAUUUUACGUGAAGAACCAAUUGAAACUACUACUUAUAUUGAAACUAUUUAUGAAACAGUUCCAACUAAAGAAGAAGUUAUUGUUGCCCAACCAAUUCCAUCACAACAAACCACAACCACCACAACUACCACUGCUCCAAUUUACAAACAAGAGGAGAUUUUAGUACCUGUUAUUGAAGAAACUGCCCCAGCUCCAACCAAUGUCAGUUACACUGAAGUCACUAAUGCUCCAGUUAUGAUGACAUCAUCUGAAUUUGGUGGUUCUUCAUCUGGUAAAAAGGGUAAAAAGCAAAAAUUCAAAAAAGAAACCAUUAUUCAAAAAUCAAAUGAUGGGGGUAAAUCAUGGACCAAUGAUUCAAAAUUAGCAAGUGAUAAAGUUGAAUUUAUUGAAGAAACAACCACAACCACAACAACAAAUAAUAAUUAAAAACCAUAAUUCCAAAUUAUCUUUUUUUAAUUAUUAAUUUUCAAAUUAUUUAUAAAAUAAAACUAAUAUUUAAAUCUUUUUUUUAUAU
This is a messenger RNA of Dictyostelium purpureum, 1147 nucleotides long. RefSeq lists its product as uncharacterized. The transcript is spliced from 2 exons. The record is from RefSeq and is a predicted model, not a curated record. Lineage: Eukaryota; Evosea; Eumycetozoa; Dictyosteliales; Dictyosteliaceae. Bases 55 to 1059 code for a protein of 334 amino acids.